CAUCCUACCUUCUCAACUGGCUCUAUUUGUAUUGCCUCAUUCAUCAAGUGCUGUUACCCAAUGUUGCUUAAUCCAAGUUUGCAUGUAUAAAUAGAGUUGGAAUAUAACUGCAUUGACUACUACCAAGUGUUAGCAGCAGGAAACCUCAUCACUUGAAACCAGUCCUUCAUGUUUAUAACUUAGAAGCCUGAAGAGUAAAGCCUGAAAUGAAGUAUUCAACCACCAAAAUUUCCCCAACAAAGAUGAACAACUUAGCAGGAAAAGACCUGGUAAAAUCUUCCAGGUUGGGAAAAUCCCAAGAGACAGUCCAAGAAGUUUGCCAGAUGUACUUUAUGAAGCUACGUUCUGGCCUUAUCAUAGGAAACAGGACCUGUUACUUUAGGGGAAAAACCACCAGAAGGCAUUCAAUAAAAACAGCUAGAAAGUACAGUAAGCCACAUCUGCUACUCAGAGACUGUCAGCAACCCCAUGAACGGUCUUCAGAGGACGGUAAUACACCUGUCCAGCAACAUAACAGAACAACUGGUGCUUCAGGUAUCCAAGGUGUGGCUGGUCACAGCGUGGUGUGGGAUGAGGAAAGAAGUAAGACACAGGACACUGAGCAUUCUUUUUCCCUGAGCACCUACAAUGAUCAAUCAGUUACUUUUGUUUUUGCGGAUGGAAGUUAUGAGAUCUAUGUUGAAGAUUUUGGAAAAAAACAGGAGAAAGAUAAGGUGUUAUUCCAUUACCAUGGCUCACAAUUACAAGCAACAGAUGAUGCUGUUGAUGGUGAGAAAUUAAUGGUAAGCCUGAGUCCUACAAAAGACAAAGACUUCUUGCUGCAUGCCAACAACCAGGAGUACUCUGUGGAGCUACAAAAAUGUGAAAAUCCAAUGCCAGACCAGACCUUCUUUUUACUUCAUAAGGAGCCCGGGCCUUCUUCAUGCGUUUCAUUUGAAUGUAAGAGCAAUCCUGGAGUGUUUAUAGGUGUAAAGGAUAACCAGCUUGCUCUAAUUCAAUUAAAGGACCAAACUGAGCAUUCUAGAAAAGAGAAUAUAAAAUUUAAGCUCUCUUAAUAAGUUUAAGUAUGUGAUGGAACUGGGUUGGGUAGCCCAAAUAGCUGCCAUUGAAGAGAUUGUCAGAAAAAAAAAAAAAAGGUUGAGAUAAUAUUUAAGGUAAAUAGUGCUUAGCAUGUUGUGGAAUGUUUUUCUUAUUAUAUUAAAUAUAUUUUUAUGUAAUCCUCAGUUCUGUUUUUCAUUUCCCUCUAUAUCACUGUAUAUUCAAUACAAAUAUUGGUAUAUUAAAUAGGGUGCUGAUAAAGAGGCCUGCAAAUAUUCUGAAGACAUAUAGACCUUCACUUUUUUCUACUUUCAGCCCAGAGAGAACUUAAUAUUUAGAAAUAUUACAAUUUCAAUAACUGGCUAUCCCUUCUGUUUGUGACAUACUUUGUCCUUCUAACCUAGGCUUCCAGCGAUGAGUGACUUUUGAUAUAUUUGUCACCUUGGACACAAUUUUUCUAAUCUUUUCUUCAUAUGUGCACCAGUCUUUUUGUUGUCCAGCUUCCCAAUGACCCCACUUAUUAUGAAAUAUUCAUUUGAUUUCUGUUCUGCUUUCCUUUCUUUUGACUAACUGUGUUUUUGAUAUACCUUUGGCAUUCCUGAACUUCAUUUCCAAAUCACCUGACAUCUGAAUGCUAACACCUUUAUUCUGCUUUAUCUAACUGCUGUUGUCAAAUUUUACAUAAAUCUAUUGAUAGCAAAAUUUUUUAUUAAUCAUCUUUGUGUUUUACUGAUCUAAGGUAGUAAAAUAAUUUAUACUCAACCAUAAUGAUAACAUUUUCAACUACUAAUGGAAUAGUUAUUACUUAUCUUAAGGCCUUAGUAAUUUCUACUACAAUUUUUCAUAGCUUAACUGACAAUAAAUGAUAAACAUAAUAACAGAAUAAUUAUGAUUAUGAUUUUUUCUGAAAUUGUAGGCUUUUUGGUUUCUAAUUUGUUGAGAUCUAUUGGAUAUAAUUGCUGGUAGAAUAUAAGAUAAAAGAGGCUGAGAAUUACUGUAUACAGGAAAACAAGUGUAGAAUAACAUACCUUUGUUUCAUUACUUUGUCAAUAAUUUUACAACAGAGACAAAAAUAAAAGCAGAAUUUAUAUCAUCCCCUCUGAAAAACACUAAAUGUUAAUCAUGUUCCUCUGUAUGAUAUACUUAAAAUGAUAAUUAAGUAACCAAAUAUAUAUAUUAUAUUGUUUAUAUUCAUGAAUAAACUGUAUUUUUCAAAACUAUAUAA
Messenger RNA from Pteronotus mesoamericanus, 2263 nucleotides. It is a transcript of the gene IL33, whose product is annotated as interleukin 33. Bases 207 to 1055 code for a protein of 282 amino acids. The transcript is spliced from 8 exons. Gene Ontology annotation, molecular function: cytokine activity. The record is from RefSeq and is a predicted model, not a curated record. Gene Ontology annotation, biological process: positive regulation of inflammatory response; positive regulation of cytokine production. NCBI's taxonomy places the organism in Eukaryota, Metazoa, Chordata, Mammalia, Chiroptera, Mormoopidae.